AUGGAAACCGCCUCGACGACACCCAAUCCAACAAUAACAACAACAUGCUCCUCCUCCAACCAAAACAACAACAACCACCACCACGACGCAGAAACAACAACAGCAGCAGCAGCAGCAGCAGCACCAGAAAACCCCCAAGAACCGCACCCCGAACCACCACCACCACCACCACCACCACACAUCCUCCCCGGCCCCCGCGCAGCGCGCCUCCAAGAGCUCUACGCGCAGAGCCUCCGCCGCACGCUGGCCAAGCUCAAGUGGGAAAACUUCGCGGCGUGCUACCCGACGGUGGCGAGCAGGGCCGAGCCGGUGCUGCGGCAGGUCCAGGCGCAGAUGGUGGAGAAGCUGGGCGAAAAGUGCGAGAAAGAGUUUGAGAGCAUCCUCGUCGCGAGACAGGUCGUUUCUAAAUUAAACGACCUCGAGGCCCUCAUCAGCGAAGCGACGCAUAGGCGAAUCACUGCACCUCCCGACGCCCCCAAACCAACACCACCGCAUCUCCUCCCCGCACGCGAAAUCCUCUCCGCCCACCUCGCCCCCUCGCUCGCCUCCCACCAGUCACUGCUCAACGCCCGCCUGCAGACGGCGCAGUCCCACAACGCCAUCCUGUACGACCGGAUCCGCGCCCAGCGCGCCGACAUCGAGAGCCUGCUGGGCUUGCUCGAGGGCACCGUCGGGGACGUCAGGAGCGCCAACGAGGCCCUGGAGCCCGUCGUCGGGGUGUUGGCGCGCGAGGCGAUGGAUGCGGAGAGGGCGGUUUUGGAGGAGUGA
Molecule: messenger RNA, 768 nt
Organism: Trichoderma reesei QM6a
Lineage: Eukaryota; Fungi; Ascomycota; Sordariomycetes; Hypocreales; Hypocreaceae
Exons: 3
Coding region: 1-768 (255 amino acids)
Biological process (GO): chromosome segregation
Cellular component (GO): MIS12/MIND type complex
Source: RefSeq, a predicted model, not a curated record